AUGUGCAAGGUUAUCAUGACCAAGUAUGGAUGUGGACAUACCAUCAAGAACUAUCGUGCCUGUGAGAAUGGCCAUGACGCCAGCACCGGUAUGCUUGGAUGCUUUUCCACCAAGGCCAAGUAUUGCUCCCACCCCCGAGUAGAAAUGAAAACACCACUUUUGGGCCUUUGCGAUAAUUGCCGAAGCGAAGCAGUCAAAAAGGCUGGUAGGAAGCCCAGAUCAGAGAGCAAGCAUAAAGUACCACUUGGCCGGAGUGCCUCCGUCAAGGGGCCUCCGAACAUCACACUUGUGAAGGGAUCCGCCACUGGAGGACACGAAUUCACCCAAGCAGAGCCACCGAGAGGAAGAAACAAGGAUACCUCCAAAGGCAAGUCCAGAGAAAGCUCGAGACAUCCUCCCCUUGCUCCCCGUCCUGCGCCCCGCACAGCCCUCGAGAAGGGAAAAGGUAGGUCUUCUUCCGUACCUCCUGAGCUCACUCUGCUUCCUGCCACUACUUAUAACCCCAAUGGGCCGACCAUUCCCGCGCCGGUGGGGUCAGCCUCCAAAUACCAGAACAGGCCGCUGCCCGCUGUUCCCCCCAACUCUUCCAAAUCUUCGAGGAUCAUCGGGGGAUCAUCUGGUUCGACCUCUAGAAGCAACUCACACUCCAAAAACGGGGGCCGCCCGCACAAGGGCAAGGGCAGAGAGCCUCCUGCCCCCCCUGUACCGCUCAGCUCAUAUUCAUCUCGGCCACCGAGGGGCGAUGUGAACGCUCCGAUCCGGGAAUCGCAAAGGUUUUUGAACCCCGGCCCGGCCCCUUCCCUCCCGCCUCAGCACACCGGCAGAGAAAAGCUGCCCAAGAUCAUCGUCGAAGAACUCCGACUCGAACAGCUCGACAGGGAGAGAAGGGAAAGGGGCCGCGGGCCGGUGCCGCAACAGCCGCCGCCUCACCAGCCUUACAUUAAGAUCGGCUACAACAUGCCGCAACACCAGACAGGGCAAGUAUCCCAUUCCCACUCCCAACCCCAUCACUAUCCCCCCAGCGCUAGCAUACACAUGGAGAUCCACGCCCACGUCCCCCGCAGAAAGCUCUCAAAGACUCGUCUCAACGAAGCUGCUGACCAUUUCGGCAGUACAUCUAGAUCAACCAGCAAGACCCGCGAGCGUUCCGCCUCCCGUGGCCGUUCACAUGGCAGCAGCAAAGACAAGAAGCACCAAAAGCAGCCCAGCGCCGCCAGCUCCUUCAUGACCAAGAUCAAAGCCGGUCUUAGUGGCUGGGAUGAUGAAGGUGACGAUAGCGACUCGGACUCAUCAUGGGCAUGCCAAGAGAGUCGUGCAAUCGAGCGCGGCGAGAGCACGCUGCCGAGUCGUAAUACCUCUAGAAGGACCAGUGUUCAUGGCGGUCCUUACAUGCAUGGUGCGAUGCAGAUUUAG
Messenger RNA from Sordaria macrospora k-hell, 1413 nucleotides. RefSeq lists its product as uncharacterized. NCBI's taxonomy places the organism in Eukaryota, Fungi, Ascomycota, Sordariomycetes, Sordariales, Sordariaceae. The record is from RefSeq and is a predicted model, not a curated record.